AUGAAUAAAAUUUCUUGCACGACCAAUAACUCUCAGGAAUGUAAGGGAUGUCAUAGAGAUUCUUUCAAGUGCUGGUGCUGUAGCAAGUCAUAUGACGAAGAAUGUAGUUGUGUGAAAUUUAAAUCGCCUUGUGAUAGUUCUAAGUGUUCUUUCUGCCGUUCAUCUCCAAUACCAAUAAUUCUUUGGUGUCAUCCACGUUCGUGUUCUUCGGUAUUCCAACGAGCAUUCCUUCAACGAUCCCAAGAAUUUAAGUGUUUUCAAGAACCAUUUCGAAAUGAUGAUGCCUUGAAUAUGAGAUUUAAAAUAUAUUAUACACAAAAAGAAAAAGAUAAUGAAAAAGUUUCGAAAGAAGAAAAUAAUAAAGAAAAUAAGCCACUUAGGGUGUUUGUCAAAGAUAUGGCAAUUUUUAUUGAAGGCCAAUACGGACCCAAUUCAACUUUGUCUAAAUCGAUACUUUUAAAGGUCAGACAUUCAUUUCUUAUUAGAGAUCCAUCUAAAUCCAUAAAAUCCUUUUACCGAACUAUCUUUCAAAUACAUUUCCAACGAUAUGAAUCUCUCAAGGAAAAAGAAGAUGUUGAAAAAGCCAUCAAACUAGAUGAUUUAAGAUCUAUAGCAUCAUCGAUAGGCAUUAAAGAACUUGCUAAGUUUUUUGAUUAUGUUAAGGAAGAGUUUAAAGACCAGACACCAUUGGUGGUAGAUGCAGAUGAUCUUUGUAAGGAUCCAAAAGGUAUAUUGGGAAAAUAUUGUGAGUUGAUUGGAGAGGUGUUUGAUGAGAGUAUGAUCUCAUGGAAGCCGGGAAAGGUCGAAGAUUGGCAUUCAAUGGGUAUAUGGCAUAGUGACUUGGAGCAAAGCACCGGAUUCGAUAAAUUUUUGAGUGACAAAAUUUCCUAUACCAAAGAGUUCAAGUAUCCUCUUUUUGUUGAAGAAUUGAUUCAAGAAAAUAGAAAAUACUAUGAUUAUUUGUAUCAAGCCUUGAAUUUCUUGAAGCUUAGAUUUUAUAUAGUUUAUUAG
Messenger RNA from Ambispora gerdemannii, 1011 nucleotides. The record is from the annotation of a GenBank genome assembly. Lineage: Eukaryota; Fungi; Glomeromycota; Glomeromycetes; Archaeosporales; Ambisporaceae.